AUGGUACAGUUCCCUCUGAAAAUGACUUGGAAACAAGCUACGAGCUCCUUCACCUCAGGAAAUGAGCGCAAGUCCACCUGGCGGUCUGCGGGAGCGCCUGAGACGGGAUCUCGCGAGAACCACGCCUGCGACAGGCAAUCCGGAAGGAAUUCAAAACCGGAGCUUCUCGCGGCGGAGCUAAGGGUUCACACCCCACGUUGGGCACCCCAACUGUUAAAGGCCUGCACCUGAGAGGAUCCAGCGCAGAAGCUGCAGUUUCAAAAGCACCAAGACAGUGGAUGAAGAAGAUUCAGUCGCUAAUCUUAAAGCCUCUGCCAGAGGAAAGGGAGCCUUUCAGGACACUCUCUUGGGGACAGAGAUGAUGGAGUGCAGACGGCUUCGUGAUUCCUGAGUGUGAAGUGUUUAACUCCGCUUCCUCCCCACGUUCCAGUUUUGAGACGGGCUGUGUGUAAGUUUGGGGAGAUGUAUGAAGGGGGAGGCGGCUUCAGUCCCUUUACACUGCGGGAGACGCUAAUGAGGAAGUCGGACUGUAAAGACUGAAUAGGGAAAGGAAAUUCAACUUAACAACUAGUAGUCGCGACUGUUAAAAAAAAAAAAGGGGGAUAAAAAGUAGGAAAAAUUAGGGGGUGGGGGGUUGCUAGUAAAGGGAAACCAGACGAGGAAGCAAGGAGAGUGUGCUACGCAGUUUCUCCUGCUCUCCCUCUCCCACUCCCUCUGGAAGCUAGAAAAAGUUUGUAUGCACAGCAUAUGGGGUGGUAGAGAGGGCUCUUGAUUUGCAGACCCACGAGGAAAAGCGCUCACUUUGCUCUUCGCCAUUCCCGCCGCGGUGUCUCCCGCCUCUCCGAUGAUGGAGGGCAGUUCACGAGACCUGGGGAAGCGGUAGCCCAGACGGAUUCUCUUGGAUCCUGCAGGGCUCAAGUGGCACGCAGCUCUCUGUCUCUCUCCCUCUCUCUGUCUCCCGCAGAGCCCCCUCUCCUUCCUUCAUCCUCCUUCCAGUAAGGAAAAAGGAAAGAUCAAAACUCUAAACCGGCUUUACCCCUCCCCCUCUUCCUGGGGGAGCUAAAGCUGAAAGUACCAUUCCGUGAUUUACUGGAGAGAAAUGAGGGUGGAGGCAGCAAAGAACUCCACUCCGAGUGCCAAAACGAAGUAAGUUCGCUGACAAAACGCACGCAGCUUGCAGCGCCUCUGCCGGGUGCACAAACCUUGCCGAGACCAAGUGGGCUUGGUUAGCCUGGAGUGGGCACCGGGUCAGGGACCCACUUCGAUUCCAUGAGCUCCAGCUGCGGAAAGAAGAAACAGCUGCCCGAAGUUCCUGCCGGGAAGGGGUGGUCGGAGAUGGAGGAAAAUUAGUAAAGUGGGCCUUUUUUUUUUUUUUUUUCUUCCCUUCUUCACUUCGCUGCCUCGUGAAUGUCUGUCGGGGAGGUUGGCAAUUCCUCGGAGAGGACCGAGAGAGAAAAAGAGAGCCCUGGAGAAGUGAAGAAAGUGAUUGGGAUGCCAGUUCAUUGCAUGCAGUUUAUCUGCCCGAGUAAGAGCAAAGCAUGGAAUUUCAGCUUCCCAGUACUUUCCAGGUGAGAGGACUGCUGGACUGACUGUUGACCCCUCAGCGGUUGGUGCCCGCGCCCUGAGGAACCUCUUUCUCAACGUCAAGGACAAAAAGUUCUGUCCAUGAAAAGUUCCUGCCCUAGGUGAUUGUCAGUUCCUUACUUUUUUUUUUUUUUUUUUGUCCUGAAAACUUUUGGGAGAGGCAUUAAACUUUCGGUGUGGAAGCUACUUUGGGGAGCAAAGAAGAGGAAAAAAGUGAAAUUUGAUGGAGAAAAACGACUCCUUGUUUUCCCCACGUCCCAACUCAUAAGCCGUCACUUGUAGAAAUAUCAAAAUUGCUGGACGUGUUGACAGCUGAGAGGAGUGCAGGACUUCUUUCUAGGUGGGGAGACCCUCCACCGCCUGUUGGAUCUGCGUGCAUGUGUGCGCCAGCGGCGGUCCGAGGUGCGUUGUUCUGCCCUGGAGUCUCAGCUGAGACCCGAGUGAAUGGCCUCCAGGGGUUUUGCGGGGCCUCCACCUCAGCGGCCACCGCCACCUCCUCCACAGGCCUGGGUCUGGCCAGGAAAGAUGCUAGCCAUGGGGGCUCUGGCAGGUUUCUGGGUCCUUGGCCUCCUCACAUAUGGUUACCUGUCCUGGGGCCAGGGCUUGGAGGAAGAAGAAGACGGGCUUUUGCGAGCUCAAACUGGAGAGAGACCAGAGCCCAGCGUAACUGCCAGCUCCCAGCCCCAUCUCAUUUUCAUCCUAGCGGAUGAUCAGGGAUUUAGAGAUGUGGGUUACCACGGAUCAGAGAUAAAGACUCCCACUCUUGACAAGCUUGCAGCCGAAGGAGUUAAACUGGAGAACUACUAUGUCCAGCCUAUUUGCACACCGUCUAGGAGUCAGUUUAUUACUGGAAAGUAUCAGAUACAUACCGGACUUCAACAUUCUAUCAUAAGGCCUACCCAGCCCAACUGCUUACCUCUGGACAAUGCAACCCUACCUCAGAAGCUGAAAGAGGUUGGAUAUUCAACACAUAUGGUUGGAAAAUGGCACUUGGGUUUUUAUAGAAAAGAAUGUAUGCCUACCAAGAGAGGAUUUGAUACUUUUUUUGGUUCCCUCUUGGGAAGUGGCGAUUAUUAUACACACUACAAAUGUGACAGUCCUGGGAUGUGUGGCUAUGACUUGUAUGAAAAUGAAAAUGCUGCCUGGGACUACGACAAUGGCAUAUACUCCACACAGAUGUAUACUCAGAGGGUGCAGCAAAUCUUAGCUUCCCAUGACCCCAAAAGGCCUAUAUUUUUAUAUAUUGCCUAUCAAGCUGUGCACUCUCCACUGCAAGCCCCUGGCAGGUAUUUUGAACACUACAGAUCGAUUAUCAACAUAAACAGGCGCAGGUACGCUGCCAUGCUUUCCUGCUUAGACGAAGCAAUCAACAAUGUGACCCUAGCUCUAAAGAUGUAUGGUUUCUAUAACAACAGCAUUAUCAUAUACUCUUCCGAUAAUGGUGGCCAGCCCACGGCAGGAGGAAGUAACUGGCCUCUCAGAGGUAGCAAAGGAACCUACUGGGAAGGGGGGAUCCGGGCUGUUGGCUUUGUGCACAGCCCACUUCUGAAAAACAAGGGAACGGUGUGUAAGGAGCUCGUGCACAUCACUGACUGGUACCCCACUCUGAUUUCACUGGCUGAGGGACAGAUUGAUGAGGACAUUCAACUGGAUGGCUAUGACGUCUGGGAGACCAUAAGUGAAGGCCUUCGUUCUCCUCGAGUGGACAUUUUGCACAACAUUGACCCCAUUUAUACCAAGGCCAAGAAUGGCUCCUGGGCAGCAGGCUAUGGGAUCUGGAACACUGCCAUCCAGUCAGCUAUCAGAGUGCAGCACUGGAAACUGCUCACAGGGAACCCCGGGUACAGUGACUGGGUGCCCCCUCAGUCUUUCAGCAACCUGGGGCCGAACCGGUGGCACAACGAAAGGAUUACCUUGUCAACUGGCAAAAGUGUGUGGCUGUUCAACAUCACAGCUGACCCUUACGAAAGAGUGGACCUUUCUAACAGAUAUCCCGGAGUCGUGAAGCAGCUCCUCCGGAGACUCUCCCAGUUCAAUAAAACCGCGGUGCCCGUCAGGUAUCCCCCUAAGGACCCCAGAAGUAACCCUCGGCUCAACGGAGGAGUCUGGGGCCCAUGGUAUAAAGAGGAAAACAAGAAACAGAAGCCACGCAAAAGUAAGACUGAGAAAAAGCAGAAGAAAAGUAAGACAAAGAAGAAACGGCCGAAGGCGGGUUCAUUUCCAAAGUGCCGUUCUGGUGUUACUCGUGGAUAAGUAUAAAUUUUUUCCUGUCUGGUUAAACUUAAGUCAGUUCUUAGUCUUUCAUCAGUUUUCUAGGUGAACCAGCAAAUUUGGCUCAGUAGGAUCACUGCUAUCAGCAUCACACUGUCCAUACUGUGCCAUUCUACAGACCUCGGCCACUUGGAAGACUUCUGAUCAGUGCCAAAAGUGCUACUCUCGUGAGCAACGCUUAGAGGGCAAUGGAGAUGCUGGUUUUUCUUGCCCCUUUAUGAAAGGUGGUCAGUGAUGAGUUCAACUGUUGUGCUUCAGUCAAUUGACCAAACACCAUGCUUUAAAUUAUAACAAAGGACUCUAACAUGCUAAUCUGAUAAGACUUACAGGGCAACAUGAUUAAAAACCACAUUUAGGAGUUCAUGUCAUGGCUCAGUGAAAUGAAUCUGACCAGCAUCCAUGAGG
Molecule: messenger RNA, 4260 nt
Organism: Phacochoerus africanus (Common warthog)
Lineage: Eukaryota; Metazoa; Chordata; Mammalia; Artiodactyla; Suidae
Gene: ARSJ
Product: arylsulfatase family member J
Exons: 4
Coding region: 2029-3837 (602 amino acids)
Source: RefSeq, a predicted model, not a curated record